This is a messenger RNA of Corythoichthys intestinalis (scribbled pipefish), 5891 nucleotides long. It is a transcript of the gene myom2a, whose product is annotated as myomesin 2a. Gene Ontology annotation, molecular function: protein binding. The record is from RefSeq and is a predicted model, not a curated record. Lineage: Eukaryota; Metazoa; Chordata; Actinopteri; Syngnathiformes; Syngnathidae. The coding region runs from base 146 to 4963 and encodes 1605 amino acids. The transcript has 39 exons.
GUAGGGCUAAUGUGGCUAAUGUUUUCUUUCCCAUCAGCAAAGUGUAUCCCAAGCCACGUCCGCCCGCUCCAACGCCACCAACGCUGCCGUUGCUUUGCACUCUUUUAAUCUCUCGGGGGUCUACUUCCCUUCCAGCAAGCCCAUCAUGACUUCCAAAGUAAUUCCCUGGUAUAAGCGGAAACGCAGCAGCGAAGUGAAAAGUGAUUUUGCGUAUCAGUACAGCACAAAGCGUAUCGUCUCUGAGCAGACGUCACAAAGCAGGAAGUCAAGUUCCAAGUCAGCGAGUCAGGUGCAGGCCACUGCCACAGAGGCGAUGGCGGAACCAGCGUACACCAUCCCGGUGUUCCGGCAGAGGACCAGGGAAGAAACAGAAGGAGUUGAGGAGUACCAGCGAGUGAGCAAAAAGGUGGAAAAGGGCUUGGCUGCUAUCCAGGAGGAAAUCCAAAGAAUGAGGAUCUCCACCAAGGCUCAAGUUGAUAGUCUGGCCAUCGAGAAAGAGGUGAAGCAGAAGAUGUACAGGAAAGUGGAUGUUUUGGAGGCGAUUCCACGCAUGCCCGACUUUAUUGUGGCCCUGCGACCUCACACCGUGUGGGAGAAGAUGCCUGUCAAACUCUUCUGCACCGUGUUGGGGACCCCCAUGCCUGUUGUCAAAUGGUAUAAAGGAGGCGUGCCAGUAGACCCUCUGAGUGCUCCGGGAAAGUACAAGAUCGAAAGCAAAUAUGGAGUUCACAGUUUGAUCAUUAGCAGGUGUGCUGUGAGUGACACUGCGGAUUACAGCGCCGUGGCCACCAACACCCAUGGGACAGCCACUAGCGCAGCCACAGUAACUGUCAGGAGUGCAGGUAGUGGUGGAUGGUCAAGUCAAAUUGGCAUAGUUCCCCGUCUGAGUGGAAGCCACUUCAGCAAACUGGAGGUGAGCCUGGUGGAUUGUUUUCCGGUCACCUUCGGCGUGGAGGGCGAGUCGGCCAGCCUGCUGUGUUCCCUGGUUGUGGUCCCUGAUCUUCCCAACCUGCCUCCAUUGGUUGAGUGGUACAGAGACGAUAAACUUUUGCAGCCUGGGCCCCUGGUAGACAUGUCAGUGGGUGGCAGCGUAGCCCGCCUGGUGUUGCCCCACUUGGCCAAGGACGAUGAGGGUCUCUACACAAUCCGCGUAUACACCAAGGAUGGCACCUCCGAGCACUGCGCCUACCUCUUUGUCUCUGAUGCUACCCCCCCAGUGGCCGGGGCUCCUGGAGCCCCUAUGAGCGUCAAGGCUUACGAUAUCAACUCCGACUACGUCCUGGUGGCCUGGAAACCUCCCAACACUGUCAACGAGGCGGCAAUCACAGGCUACUUUGUGGACAGAUGUGAAGAGAGGAGCGACUCUUGGGUCCAAUGUAACGACGCCCCAGUGAAGGUGUGCAAGUACCCAGUUCACGGCCUGAAGGAGGGCCACUCAUACCGCUUCCGUGUCCGAGCCGUGAACAGUUCGGGCAUCAGCAGGGCCUCCAGACCGUCUGACAGAGUCACGGCCCUGGAUGCAGUCGAAAGCGCCAAGCUGGAAGUAAUUAAGAGACAGAGAAAGUACCACGUGGUACUGAGGAAUCAUGAGCUGCAAGGCCAGGCGACCAUUCCUGGCCGGCCCAGCGAUGUGCAUGCGUCUGAGAUUUACAAAACACAUGUGGUACUCAGCUGGACACCACCUAGCCAACGUGGACCAGCACCACUGUGCUACGCCGUAGAGAAGUGUUUGGCUGCGGUUGCUGAUGGUGGCGAUGACUCGUGGCAUCGCGUCAAUGUGGGCGUGGAGCUUCGCUCGCCUCGUUUGGCUGUCUUUGAUUUGCCAGAUGAGUGCGAUUAUCUGUUCCGCGUGUUUGCGUUCAACGAGUAUGGCGCCAGCCUGCCCUCGGAGCCCUCGGAGCCAGUGAGGAAGGCGGAAUGGGACGGUUGUGAGCUGCCUGUUGGCGUGCCGUCUGCUCCUGGACAACCAGUCGCCACCCGGAACACCAGAUCGUCUGCCUUCGUGCAGUGGGAAGCACCCAAGCACGGACAGCAAGGCCUGAUGGGAUACUACAUCGAUGGCCGCAUCGUUGGCAGCAAGGACUGGUUUGCCUGCAACCACAAACCCUUCAAACUCAACAGGUUUGUGGUGCACGGCCUGACGCUUGGAGAAACAUACGUGUUUCGGGUGCAAGCUGUCAAUGUGUUCGGCCUGAGCGAAGAGUCCCAGGAAUCAGGACCCAUUUCAAUUGAGCCAGCCCUUGGUGGGGGGUUUGAGUAUGCCACCCCCAGUUCCCCCUAUGGUAUUAGCCUGCUGAAUUGCGAUGGUUCCUCCAUGACUGUGUCCUGGAGCAGUCCCAAGCACUGUGGUGGCUCCAGAAUCAGCGCCUACUACGUGGACAAACGUGAUGUCGACACCCUAGUCUGGAAGGAGGUCAACACAAGCGGUAUCGUGGACCGAGUGUGUACAGUGGACAAUCUGACAGAGGGAACCUUCUAUGAGUUCAAAGUUCAGGCUGCCAACAUGGCAGGCGUGGGCUUGCCCUCAGCUCCCAGCCUCCCGAUGAAAUGUGAAGCUUGGACCUUUGAGCAGCCAGGUCCAGCUUAUGACCUGACCUUUAGCGAGGUCCGCAGUCAUUCUCUGGUCCUGGUUUGGAAAGCUCCAGUUUACACAGGGGCAAGCGCUGUCUCCGGAUACUUUGUGGACAUGGCCAAGAAAGGAUCAUGCGAGUUUGUCGCUCUGAAUGAGGAGCCCAUCAGUCAGCGCUACAUGCAGGUGAGAGAUCUGGAGGAAGGUGAAUGGUAUGUGUUCCGGGUUCGCACCGUCAAUGCUCACGGCAUUGGUAGACCCUCCCUGGUGACUGAGGCCGUCUGUGCCAGACCUCCUCCAGGCACCAAAGAGAUCGUGGCAGGUGUUGACGAGGAGACAGGUGACAUAUUCCUGUCCCUGGAGGCCUGUGACAUCAGUCAAACUUCCGCCUUCAUCUGGUCAAAGAACUACAAGCCCAUCGGUGAAUGCCCUCGCGUUACUGUCACCACCAAAGGACGCACUUCCAGACUGAGUUUCAUCAACCCAGACAAAGAUGAUCUAGGACGUUACUCUGUGCUCGUCACGGACACUGACGGCGUGUCCGCCAGCCACACGCUCACUGAGGAUGCUCUCAACUCCAUGUUGGAGCUCAGCUAUGCCAUCAGGAACCCCAUUGUCCCACUCAAACACGGCCUCAACUACGAAGUCUUGGAGAAAGGCCAUGUGCGUUUCUGGGUGCAGGCCAUCAAACUUACACCUGCCGUGACGUACAGAUUUGUCGUCAACGACAAGGAGGUUACCAGUGGCGAGGGCCACAAGAUAAGUCACGACGUGUCCACGGGCGUCAUCCAGAUGAUCGUGGAUAACUUUACCCGGGAUAGCGAGGGCACAUACACAGUGCAAAUCCAUGACGGCAAGGCUAAAGCGCAGAGUUCCCUGGUCCUGGUCGGAGAUGUCUUCCUGGCUGUUCUGAAGGAAGCCGAGUUCCAAAGGAGAGAGUACGUCAGGAAGCAAGGUGCACAUUUCUCUGAGAGUGUGUCUUUCACCGUGACUGACGACUGCACAGUGAUGCUGACCUGCAAGGUGGCCAACGUGAAAAAGGAGACUACCUUCCACUGGUACAAAGAAGACGAGGAGAUUGUUCCAGAAACUCCCCCUAACGUUAUGUCUGGAGCCUGCGCACUUCCCAUCCCGUUGUUCUCCAGGAAGGAUCAGGGCGUGUACAAAGCUGUAAUUGGUGACGAGCGUGGGAAGGACACGUCCACCUAUGACAUUUCUGGAGAAGUGUUUGAUGACAUCAUCAAUGCCAUUGCCAGGAUCGCUGGUGAGUCGGCCUCCGAGUUGGUUGUCCAGUGUACUCCAGAGGGCAUCCGUCUGCAGUGCUACAUGAACUACUACACGGAGGAGAUGAAAACCGUGUGGAAGCACAAGGAGAGCAAGAUUGCCUCCUCAGAGAAGAUGAGAAUCGGUGGAACAACUGAAAUGGCCUGGAUGCAGAUCUGCGACCCGUCAGACAAGGAGAAGGGUCUGUACACGAUCGAGAUCUCUGAUGGGGUCAAGACACAUGCCAGGACAUUUGAUCUCUCGGGACAAGCUUACACAGAGGCCUACGAGGAGUACCUGAGAUUAAAGGCUGCUGCAUUUGCGGAGAAAAACCGCGGCAGAGUGCUGGGAGGCCUGCCUGAUGUGGUCACCAUCAUGGAGGAUAAGUCCCUCAGCCUGACGUGCACUGUGUGGGGUGAGCCCACUCCUGAGGUAACCUGGUUCAAGAAUGAGCAGGAAGUGGCCUCUAAUGAGCACACCAGGAUCACGUUUGACGGCGGAAAGUUCUCCAGCCUGGUUAUCAACCAAGUCACGCCUGAAGACUCCGGCAAGUACAGCAUCAACGUUCGAAACAAAUACGGUGGUGAGUUUGUGGAAAUCACUGUCAGCGUGUACCGACAUGGAGAGCAAAUUCCAGAGUCCAAGCUGGGCCAGCCCAAGAUGGCCACACCUGCUGUCAUACCACCCUCCAAAACGCCCACCCCCGCCUCUUCUAAGGCUCAGACCCCAUCCAUGUCUAUGAAGAGCCCCACCCCUGCCUCCACCCCCAAGUCCCCAACCCCAGCCCCAAAGUCUUCAACCCCGGCUACCAAGUCUCCCACCCCGGCCCCGAAAUCUCCCACCCCAGCCCCAAAGUCUCCCACACCAGCCCCGAAGUCUCCCACACCGGCCCCGAAGUCUCCCACACCGGCCCCGAAGUCUCCCACACCGGCCCCGAAGUCUCCCACACCGGCUCCGAAGUCUCCCACUCCAGCACCCAAAUCUCCAGGCAUCAAGUCUCCAACCCCCCUAGGUAAAUCCCCGACCCCCAAGUCCCCCACUCCUACCCCAAGACCUAGGUCCCCAACCCCUACUUUCAAGUCACCCACUCCACCCAGAUUCAUGAAAUCUCCAACUCCACCAAGGAAGUAAGUGGCAGCCCAAUUGGCCUGUAGUCUGCCACUGAACCCCCAAAUCUGCAGGUUUCAAAUGUACGACUCCCUUUGGGAAUGUCCCCAACUCUGGCCCUUAAAUCCCUGACGCAGCGCGACACUAAAAUCCCUAACCCCCAGAAUUACUCUGUCCAAUCUAACCAGAUUCAUGAAGAUUCCUAUCCAGGAGGUAGAUUGUGGCCCACCAGUAGCCCAACAUCUCCCAUCUUAUCCCCGACAUCUCCAGCCCCCUUGGAAAUGGCCCUGUCUCGUAGCAAAAUCACCCAACCUAGCCUUGAAAUCUCCUUAACCAACUCCAAAAUCUCCCAUCACAACGCAAAGUCUGUAGGCUUCAAGUCCCUGAACCCCUUAGAAAUGUCCCAAAGUCCCAAACCACCAAUAUCAAAGAGCCCACUCCUUCCAGAUUCUGGAAGUCUCUAAGCGUACUGAAGAAAUUGUCAGUGGGCCAUUCUUAACCUGAAAUCUCUCGCCGCACAAAGUCUCCCACCCAAGCCACAAGUUUUUAGCACCCAAACCUGCAAUCACCUUUUGGCAAGUCCCCAUGCAGCCCCCUACACAUCUAGUGUAAAGUGUCCCCAACCCCACUUGGGAAAAGGUUGCGUAGGUUUUAGCUUAUCGUAAGUGUGAACCUGAAGACAAAAAGUGAACUUUUAUGGUGAUGUUGGAUAUUUGUCAAAUGGUGUGUUCACAAGCUGCACCUUCCGUUAUGUUACACGCUAGCGGAAUGCCAUGAGGAAGUGUUCAAAGUCUGGAUGUUCACGCCUCAUCCUUUGGAAUGUAAUGUUUUUAUUAGGAAGAUCAUUUCAAGUUGUCAGUAUUAAAACAGAGAUACAACAGCUAGUAUACAAUUUGUGUACACUAUUUUCAAAUACUGUAUGUUUCUAUGUCAUUUCUGGGGCUCCAUUGUU